This is a messenger RNA of Schizosaccharomyces cryophilus OY26, 1142 nucleotides long. Its product is annotated as ribosomal protein subunit L17. Bases 102 to 881 code for a protein of 259 amino acids. Gene Ontology annotation, cellular component: mitochondrial large ribosomal subunit. Lineage: Eukaryota; Fungi; Ascomycota; Schizosaccharomycetes; Schizosaccharomycetales; Schizosaccharomycetaceae. Gene Ontology annotation, molecular function: structural constituent of ribosome. The transcript is spliced from 4 exons. The record is from RefSeq and is a predicted model, not a curated record.
CGUAUUUAUACACGUUUCGUAAACAAACGACAAAAGAGAAGAAAAACCGUUAUUUUUGGGAAAUUAAUGAAGUAUUUUUUAACUAAAGCUAGGGAUUUAAUAUGAUUCGUUUUUUUUCGCGUCAAAUUUCGACAAAUGCGCGUUUUUACAUGCAACUUGCAAAGAAUGUUCAGCAUAGACAUAUUUCUACAGGUUGCUCGGUGGGAACGAUUCUAAUCCGUUCACCUGUAUUAACACGGGCGCCGUCCGAAUUUGAAAGAAGUAUAUAUAAGUAUAAUUCAGAACUAUGGAAUGAACUGAGCGCCCCUUUGCCCAAGGAAUUUUACUUCAAAAAGGGAUCAGUUGGUGAAAAAGACUGGAAAACGAGACAAAAGGCACUGGAAGGAAAAGAGUCUCCCUUUCAAAGCAUUUUUGAAGAAGAACAUAAGCAGAUGGAAGAAAAUGCCCUUCCUGAUCCCAGCACCCAUUUACAACCAAGAACGACAGAGGCAGAUCAAGCUGGUGAUGUACACAGCACUCAACGUUGUUUAGAAAAGUCCCUUUUUCUAUUAAUAAAACCAACAAAAGAUGCAGAAUGGCAAUUCCCUAAUGUUCCAAUCGAGAGUGAAGAAAAGGCUUUGCAUACGCUUUGUCAAGAACAAUUACAAAACAUACUAGGCGAGCAAUCCUUAACCUGGUUUGUCGCCCAUCACCCAAUAGGUUUAAUUAAACAAGAUGAAAAGAAGUUGUUUCUUUUAAGAGCCCGGCUGGUGCACGGUUUGCGAGUUCCAAAGGUAGAAAAUGUUUUUGAUUGGGCAUGGACUAGUUAUGAAGAGCUACCUAACAGACUAUCUCCAAUUGCAUGGAACUCAGUGAAAGAUAUUUUGCAUGAACGAUUGUGAGUCAUACAUUAAUAUAUGAAAAAUAGCAUUCUCACUUUAAAGGCACUUCAUCGAUGAAGCUUUCUAUCGUUUGAAAACUGCCAAUACUGACCUAGUUCUACAUAUAUACCAAAAGAUAAUUUGAGUUUAUACAGCUACAGUUGAUAUCCCUUUAAUAACCAAUACAAGAAUGAAGUCCUUAAUUCUUUAUUUCUAUAUCCACAUAUUUCAUGCAUGUUAAACAUUCUGAAUGGCAUAAACAAACACCUACUUACAAAUAAA